GCCCCACAAGGGAGUCCAGUGGCGGGGGCGGGCAAAAAUGGCAGGGACAGAGGGAGCCUGGCGGGGAGAGAAAGUGUUGCCGAGGGAUGGGGAGGGAAAGCUGUUAGUGGCGGGAGGAGAAUGGGGACCUCCGGAACAAGAGGGAAUGGACUCUGUCUCACCAAGAUUGCUCCAUUCAUUCUCUCUCUCUCUCUCUCUCUCUCCCCCACCCACCAAAGCGCCGGUGCGUGUGCUCCAAGACUGCUCCUCUCUCUCUCUCUCUCUCCAAGACUGCUCCACUCUCUCUCUCUCUCUCUCUCUCUCUCUCUCUCCAAGACUGCUCCAUUCUCUCUCUCUCUCAAGCAAAGCCUCCUGCUGCAUCCUUUCCAUCUUUCUUUCCCCUUCUCCCUUCUUUUUCAAAAUUAUGAGAAGAGCUUCUCAUAUUUUUUCCCCUUAAAAGUGUUCCAUGUUAUGUGUGAUGAUUUGGCAGAGGUGGAAAGGAAGAACAAUGCAUUUUAUUAUGGAUUUUGUAAAGAUUGUAUAAUAUUUAUAUUAUUAUAAUGAAUUUUAAUUCAACUUAUUUCAUAUUAAUUUAAUCAAUCUUGACCUGCCAGAACAUCAAAAUUUAAAUACUGAUUAAAUUCAUUUUAAUUCAUUUUUAAUUCAUUUCACUUUAAUUUGGUUGGUUGAUUGAUUAAUAUUAAGUGUUACUCUAAUAAUCAGCACCCUAAGAAUUGACCUCGGCCCCCAUGAACCAAGUCACGGUUGGUUUCGCCCGCCAGGUCAUUUGAGUUGUGCCGGCCUGGUCUAGGAUCUCCUAACUCCCGCUCGCAAGGCAGCGCCCAGCUGAACACAGAUGCGUCUUGUGCCUCCUUAACUUCCAUGCCGAUGCAAUUUGCUUUUACUCUUCUCACCAUGUUAAAAAGAGAUACCAAAUCAAACCGGCGACAAACGGGAUUCUUCCCCCCACUUUUUUCUGUCUAUAUGUGAAAAGAGUGGGGUGGGGAGAGUGUUGAUCGAUGUGUUCAUGUGACUCAGAGCAGGGGGCUGCCGGGAAGGUAUCAUGUCCGCCACCAGCCGUUCAAAUAUUGCGUGAGGGUGUGAAGAGUUCCUUUGUAAAGGAAACAGCAGUUUUAGACGGAGCUGCGAGGCAGAACGUUUGUAGGAUGGCAAAGCCUUUAAUUUCUGUGUGCGAGGGUGCUGUAAACACAAGUGAGCUUUGAUAUUUUUCUCGGACUGGAGUUAGUAGAUUCUCCUGCUGAAGCUCUGCAAAAAAAUGAGAUAUCCAGUCAGAAUUAAAAUCUUCUAAUACUUUAUUUCUAUGGAAGAGAGUGAAUUACAUGUUUCAGGCUGCAAGCCUAUGAACACUAACCUGGGAGUAAGACCCAAAAAUUGAAAGAGGACAAUUGCAACAUGGAGAGAAAAUUCCAUGAUGUCAAAACUGAUCAUAGGCAAAAGCUGAUCCUUCCAAUCUUGUUUCUUCUUCUGGCUGUGCUGCUUGUGAACUUGUUCCUCUGUCAAUAUCUCAGCAAUGCCUAUGUUCCCUAUGGACACACCAAUGUGGAACUCAAUUUCUGUCCACACGGUUACUUCAGAUUAGGAACUGUGAAGAAUUGUUCACCAUGGUUGUCUUGCAAGGCCAUGAAAACUGAAGUCCGCAGACUGAAACGCAUUGGUGAAGGGGCUGUAAAAAGGGUCUUCCUUUCUGAGUGGAAGGAAAACAAAGUUGUCCUUUCCCAAUUAACUUUGUUGGAGCUGCGAGAGGACUUUCUUCAUGGGCUGAAGAUGCUGAAAUCUCUACAAAGCAAGCAUGUGGUCAAACUUCUUGGGUUUUGUGAGGAGGAGUUUUCGAUUCUUACGGAGUAUCAUCCUUUUGGCUCCCUGAAGAAUCUGAAUGAGGUAUUAAAUCUUCCAAAAUAUAAGAACUCUAACACAUGGCAUCAGAGAUUCAGGCUGGCCAUAGACUACGUGAGCAUCAUCCAUUACCUGCACAACAGUCCCCUAGGUACUUUUGUUAUGUGUGACUCUAAUGACUUGGAUAAAGUGCUUUCACAGUACUUGUUGACAACCGACUUCCGUGUUAUUGUGAAUGACUUGGAUGCUUUGCCUCUUGUUAACAGAAGUGUUGGUGAAUUGAUCAAGUGUGGCCCUCGGGAGCUGCAGGGUGAGUUUGUUGCUCCUGAACAGCUUUGGCCUUACCCAAAAGAAAUACCAUUUGAAGACAGCCUCAUGCCUCCAUAUGAUGAAAGGACGGAUAUAUGGAAAAUCCCAGAUAUUUCCAACUUCCUCUUGGGAGAUGUUGAUGGGAGCGAUCUUGUCAGGUUUCACCUGUUUGACAUCCAUGUGGCAUGCAAGAAGAGCCCAACUGAAAGACCUUCUGCUCAGCUGGUUUUGGACACAUACAAGAAAGUAUUAGGAUUGCUUGUCAAGGAAACAGUCAUACCAAGGACAAGGGACAUGUUAUAAAUAAAUAAUUGAUGUUUGGGCACUAUAACUGGGGUUGGAUGUAUUUAGCAUUCCUGUGGCUUGAAGCACUGAAUAGGGUUGGUCACCUGCUCUGAAAAGCACACCGAGCUUGUUGAAACUCUGAAAUGAUUUCUUAAAGAUGUUGCCCUCCUCCUGUGACAGAUUGUAGAGAGAGUAGGCGAAAAGUAGCAUAUGCUCUGCUAGAAAAGUUGCAGACUUCCAAAAGAAUAUGUCUUCCUAAAUCAUCUUGGCACAGACUUGCUAAAAGGAUGCAUGCAACUAAAGUAUGUGAUAAGAGAUGUGGUUCAAAUGGUUCUUUUUAUCAUACUACUACUACGAAUAUUUAUAUACCACUCCUCAACCAAAAGUUCACAAACUAGUUUACAUAAAAAAAUAAAUAGUACAUAAAUAAGAUGGUCCCCUGUAGCCAAAGGGCUCACAGUCUUUUAAAAUAUAAUAAGGCAGAUACCAGCAACAGCCACUGGAGGGAUGCUGUGCAUCGUGUUACAUUAUUGCAUACUGUGUCCUCCUUUUGUAGCAUUUUUUAAAAUCAUGAUUUCUACUAAUCCCAGAAUUGUUGCCUCCUGGAACCUAAUUCCCUCCACUCUGAAAGUGAAGAAAGUUCAAACACAGUUGCACUAAGUGCUCUUUCUUGUUAUCCAUACAUGUUGGUAUGUGUUGAGUAUGCAGCAGAAUCUGAAACUGUAUCUGUAUUUGAUACAGGGAUGACUGCAGUUUCCGGAUUAUAUACAAAGGCAGCCCUAUGUAGAAGAGUGCAUUGCAAGUUGUCAAGCCUGGAGGUUACCAGCAUGUGCACUAUUGUCUUAAGGCCACUCACUUCCAUAAAAGGGUGCAGUUAGCGACCCAGCCGAAGCUGAUAGAAAGCACUCCUGGCCACCACCUCCACCUGAGUAUCGGAGAACGGGUUGGAUCCAGAAGUACUCCAGAACUGUAAACCUGUUCCUUCUGGAGCAGGAGGCAGUGAUGGGCCAGCCUGCCCAGUGGGAGCAGGAAGUGGUGGCGGACCAGCCUGGCCUGGCUGGUGGGAGGAGGUGGCCACUGCCAGGAGGUGGCCACUGCAGGAGGAGGUGGCGGGCCAGCUUUCCUGCUGGCCUGCCCGCCAGAAAGCGUGGGGAGGAGGACGCUGAGAAGUGGGCGGGAGGAGAAGAAGCGGGCCGGCCUGCCAGCCAGAAAGCACCGGGGGGUCAGGGGAGAAGCAGGCCGGGUGGGGAGAGAAAAAGGCAGUGGCAGUGGGUGGAUGGGUGGGUCGGCCGGAGGAGCAGAUGCUCUGCGCCAAGACGAGCUAGUUUUAAACUAUUUUAACUGUUAAUGUUUUAAUUGUUGUGUUUUUAGAUUGUGAACUGCCCAGGGACAUUAAAAUGUGUCAAAUAAAUAAAUUACAUACA
Molecule: messenger RNA, 3851 nt
Organism: Hemicordylus capensis (graceful crag lizard)
Lineage: Eukaryota; Metazoa; Chordata; Lepidosauria; Squamata; Cordylidae
Gene: POMK
Product: protein O-mannose kinase
Exons: 4
Coding region: 1393-2445 (350 amino acids)
Biological process (GO): protein phosphorylation; protein O-linked glycosylation; carbohydrate phosphorylation
Cellular component (GO): endoplasmic reticulum membrane
Molecular function (GO): carbohydrate kinase activity; ATP binding; protein kinase activity
Source: RefSeq, a predicted model, not a curated record